Neogale vison (American mink) is the source of this 5032-nucleotide messenger RNA. It is a transcript of the gene GRIN2B, whose product is annotated as glutamate ionotropic receptor NMDA type subunit 2B. Gene Ontology annotation, cellular component: postsynaptic density membrane; NMDA selective glutamate receptor complex; postsynaptic membrane. Lineage: Eukaryota; Metazoa; Chordata; Mammalia; Carnivora; Mustelidae. Gene Ontology annotation, biological process: monoatomic ion transport; synaptic transmission, glutamatergic; excitatory postsynaptic potential. Gene Ontology annotation, molecular function: NMDA glutamate receptor activity; transmitter-gated monoatomic ion channel activity involved in regulation of postsynaptic membrane potential. The transcript has 14 exons. Bases 537 to 4991 code for a protein of 1484 amino acids. The record is from RefSeq and is a predicted model, not a curated record.
GCUUUGCAGGAAAGGAAAACCCUCCAUCCCCGGCCACCCGCCACCCGUCUCCGGAGAGUCUGCAAUCGCCCAGGCGCUCGGAGUCGGAAGGGGACGCUUUGGGAAUGACCAUGCUCCACGGAGGGACAGAGCCGGCCCCCAGCUUCUCUACACAGAGCCUCCUCCUCUAAAGCUCCAAAAAGCAAAAACCAUAAUUGCCAGAAGAAUCAUUUAAAAAAUAGCCCAGCCACUAACCUCACAUGCAAAUGGAAUAAUUACUCUGGAUUCUGCAUUGUGAGCUGCUCUCCAUAUCCUGAAUUACCUUUGAAUUCAGUCUUUUUUUUCCUUUGAAUUUGCAUCUCUUCAAGACACAAGAUUAAAACAAAAUUUCACGCUAAAUUGGAUUUUCAAUUACCUUCCUUUCAUUUAUCCUUCGUCUUUCUUAUGUGGAUAUGCCAGCGAGAAGAGGAGACUGGACAUUCCCAACAUGCUCACUCCCUUAAUCUGUCCGUCUAGAGGUUUGGCUUCUACAAACCAAGGGAGUCGACGAGUUGAAGAUGAAGCUCAGAGCAGAGUGCUGUUCUCCCAAGUUCUGGUUGGUGUUGGCUGUCCUGGCCGUGUCAGGCAGCAGGGCUCGUUCUCAGAAGAGCCCCCCCAGCAUUGGCAUCGCUGUCAUCCUCGUGGGCACUUCCGACGAGGUGGCCAUCAAGGAUGCCCACGAGAAAGAUGACUUCCACCAUCUCUCCGUGGUCCCUCGUGUGGAGCUGGUAGCCAUGAAUGAAACAGACCCAAAGAGCAUCAUCACCCGCAUCUGUGAUCUCAUGUCUGACCGGAAGAUCCAGGGCGUGGUGUUUGCCGACGACACAGAUCAGGAGGCCAUCGCCCAGAUCCUUGACUUCAUUUCAGCUCAGACUCUCACCCCCAUCCUGGGCAUCCACGGAGGCUCCUCUAUGAUAAUGGCAGAUAAGGAUGAAUCCUCCAUGUUCUUCCAGUUUGGCCCAUCAAUUGAACAGCAAGCUUCUGUAAUGCUCAACAUCAUGGAAGAAUACGACUGGUACAUCUUUUCUAUCGUCACCACCUACUUCCCUGGCUACCAGGACUUUGUAAACAAGAUUCGCAGCACCAUCGAGAACAGCUUCGUGGGCUGGGAGUUAGAGGAGGUCCUCCUGCUGGACAUGUCCCUGGAUGAUGGAGAUUCCAAGAUCCAGAACCAGCUCAAGAAACUUCAAAGCCCCAUCAUUCUUCUUUAUUGCACUAAGGAAGAAGCCACCUACAUCUUUGAAGUUGCUAACUCCGUAGGGCUGACUGGCUAUGGCUACACAUGGAUUGUGCCUAGUCUGGUGGCAGGGGACACAGACACAGUGCCCUCGGAGUUCCCCACCGGGCUCAUCUCUGUGUCCUAUGAUGAAUGGGACUAUGGCCUCCCUGCCAGAGUGAGGGAUGGAAUUGCCAUAAUCACCACCGCUGCUUCCGACAUGCUGUCUGAACACAGCUUCAUCCCUGAGCCCAAGAGCAGUUGUUACAACACCCAUGAGAAGAGAAUCUACCAGUCCAACAUGCUGAAUAGGUAUCUGAUCAAUGUCACCUUUGAGGGAAGAAAUCUGUCCUUCAGUGAAGAUGGCUACCAGAUGCACCCGAAACUGGUGAUAAUCCUUCUGAACAAGGAGAGGAAGUGGGAGAGGGUGGGCAAGUGGAAAGACAAGUCCCUGCAGAUGAAGUACUACGUGUGGCCCCGAAUGUGUCCUGAAACAGAAGAACAGGAGGACGACCAUCUGAGCAUUGUAACCCUAGAGGAAGCCCCCUUUGUCAUUGUGGAGAGCGUGGACCCUCUGAGUGGAACCUGCAUGAGGAACACAGUCCCCUGCCAAAAACGCAUAAUCUCUGAGAAUAAAACAGAUGAGGAGCCAGGUUACAUCAAGAAGUGUUGCAAGGGAUUCUGUAUUGACAUCCUUAAGAAAAUUUCUAAAUCUGUGAAGUUCACCUAUGAUCUCUACCUGGUUACCAAUGGCAAGCACGGGAAGAAGAUCAAUGGAACCUGGAACGGGAUGAUUGGAGAGGUGGUCAUGAAGAGGGCCUACAUGGCGGUGGGAUCGCUCACCAUCAACGAGGAGCGAUCCGAGGUGGUCGACUUCUCUGUGCCCUUCAUAGAGACCGGCAUCAGUGUCAUGGUGUCACGCAGCAAUGGGACUGUCUCACCUUCUGCCUUCUUAGAGCCAUUCAGUGCUGACGUAUGGGUGAUGAUGUUCGUCAUGCUGCUCAUCGUCUCAGCCGUGGCUGUCUUUGUCUUCGAGUACUUCAGCCCUGUGGGUUAUAACAGGUGCCUCGCUGAUGGCAGAGAGCCAGGUGGCCCAUCUUUUACCAUCGGCAAAGCUAUUUGGUUACUCUGGGGUCUGGUGUUUAACAACUCCGUACCCGUGCAGAACCCAAAGGGGACCACCUCCAAGAUCAUGGUGUCGGUGUGGGCCUUCUUUGCUGUCAUCUUCCUGGCCAGCUACACUGCCAACUUAGCUGCCUUCAUGAUCCAGGAGGAGUAUGUGGACCAGGUUUCUGGCCUGAGUGACAAAAAGUUCCAGAGACCUAAUGACUUCUCACCCCCUUUUCGCUUUGGGACUGUGCCCAAUGGCAGCACAGAGAGGAAUAUUCGCAAUAACUACGCAGAAAUGCAUGCCUACAUGGGAAAGUUCAACCAGAGGGGUGUAGAUGAUGCAUUGCUCUCCCUGAAAACAGGGAAACUGGAUGCCUUCAUCUACGAUGCAGCAGUGCUGAACUACAUGGCCGGCAGAGAUGAAGGCUGCAAACUGGUGACCAUUGGCAGUGGAAAGGUCUUUGCUUCCACUGGUUACGGCAUUGCCAUCCAAAAAGAUUCUGGCUGGAAGCGCCAGGUGGACCUUGCUAUUCUGCAGCUGUUCGGAGAUGGGGAGAUGGAGGAGCUGGAAGCUCUCUGGCUCACUGGCAUUUGCCACAACGAAAAGAAUGAGGUCAUGAGCAGCCAGCUGGACAUUGACAACAUGGCAGGCGUCUUCUACAUGUUGGGGGCAGCCAUGGCUCUCAGUCUCAUCACCUUCAUCUGCGAACACCUAUUCUAUUGGCAGUUCCGGCACUGCUUUAUGGGUGUCUGUUCUGGCAAGCCUGGCAUGGUCUUCUCCAUUAGCAGAGGUAUCUACAGCUGCAUCCAUGGAGUGGCGAUCGAGGAGCGCCAGUCCGUGAUGAACUCCCCCACCGCGACCAUGAACAACACACACUCCAACAUCCUGCGCCUGCUCCGCACGGCCAAGAACAUGGCCAACCUGUCCGGCGUGAACGGCUCCCCCCAGAGCGCCCUGGACUUCAUCCGACGCGAGUCAUCCGUCUACGACAUCUCCGAGCACCGCCGCAGCUUCACGCACUCCGACUGCAAGUCCUACAACAACCCGCCGUGCGAGGAGAACCUCUUCAGCGACUACAUCAGCGAGGUGGAGAGAACUUUCGGUAACCUGCAGCUGAAGGACAGCAACGUGUACCAAGACCACUAUCACCACCACCACCGGCCCCACAGCAUCGGCAGCGCCAGCUCCAUCGACGGGCUCUACGACUGUGACAACCCGCCCUUCACCACGCAGCCGCGGUCCAUCAGCAAGAAGCCCCUGGACAUUGGCCUCCCCUCCUCCAAACACAGCCAGCUGAGCGACCUGUACGGCAAAUUCUCGUUCAAGAGCGACCGCUACAGCGGCCACGAUGACCUGAUCCGCUCAGACGUGUCCGACAUCUCCACCCACACGGUCACCUACGGAAACAUCGAGGGCAACGCCGCCAAGAGGCGUAAGCAGCAAUACAAGGACAGCCUGAAGAAGCGGCCGGCCUCGGCCAAGUCCCGCCGGGAGUUCGACGAGAUCGAGCUGGCCUACCGCCGCCGGCCCCCCCGCUCCCCUGACCACAAGCGCUACUUCAGGGACAAGGAAGGGCUCCGGGACUUCUACCUGGACCAGUUCCGCACCAAGGAGAACUCCCCGCACUGGGAGCACGUGGACCUGACGGAUAUCUACAAGGAGCAGAGCGACGACUUCAAGCGUGACUCGGUCAGCGGAGGCGGGCCCUGCACCAACAGGUCUCACCUCAAGCACGGGGCGGGCGACAAACACGGCGUGGUCGGCGGGGUCCCGGCUCCCUGGGAGAAGAACCUGACCAACGUGGACUGGGAGGACCGCUCCGGGGGCAACUUCUGCCGCAGCUGCCCCUCCAAGCUGCACAACUACCCCACGACCGUGAGCGGGCAGAACUCGGGCCGGCAGGCGUGCAUCCGGUGCGAGGCUUGCAAGAAAGCCGGGAAUCUGUACGACAUCAGCGAGGACAACUCCCUGCAGGAGCUGGACCAGCCGGCCGCCCCCGUGGCGGUGCCGUCCAACGCCCCCAGCGCCAAGUACCCCCAGAGCCCGACCAACUCCAAGGCCCAGAAGAAGACCCGGAACAAGCUGCGCCGGCAGCACUCGUACGACACGUUCGUGGACCUGCAGAAGGAAGAAGCCGCCUUGGCCCCGCGCAGCGUGAGCCUGAAAGACAAGGGCCGCUUCCUGGACGGCAGUCCCUACGCCCACAUGUUUGAGAUGCCAGCCGGCGAGAGCACCUUUGCCAACAACAAGUCCUCAGUGCCCGCUGCCGGACACCACCACCACAACAACCCCGGCGGUGGCUACAUGCUCAGCAAGUCGCUCUACCCCGACCGGGUCACGCAGAACCCUUUCAUCCCCACUUUCGGGGACGACCAGUGCUUGCUCCACGGCAGCAAAUCCUACUUCUUCAGGCAGCCCACGGGGGCGGGGGCGCCGAAAGCCAGGCCAGACUUCCGCGCCCUUGUCACCAACAAGCCGGUGGUCUCGGCCCUUCACGGGGCUGUGCCAGGCCGUUUCCAGAAAGACAUCUGUAUAGGGAACCAGUCCAACCCCUGUGUGCCUAACAACAAAAACCCCAGGGCUUUCAACGGCUCCAGCAAUGGGCAUGUUUAUGAGAAACUUUCUAGUAUUGAGUCUGAUGUCUGAGUGAGGGAAGAGAGAGGGUUGAAGGUGGGUACGGGAGGGUG